This is a messenger RNA of Limulus polyphemus (Atlantic horseshoe crab), 13933 nucleotides long. Its product is annotated as histone-lysine N-methyltransferase 2C-like. The coding region runs from base 11 to 12976 and encodes 4321 amino acids. The record is from RefSeq and is a predicted model, not a curated record. NCBI's taxonomy places the organism in Eukaryota, Metazoa, Arthropoda, Merostomata, Xiphosura, Limulidae. Gene Ontology annotation, biological process: positive regulation of transcription by RNA polymerase II. Gene Ontology annotation, cellular component: MLL3/4 complex; nucleus. Gene Ontology annotation, molecular function: histone binding; transcription coactivator activity; histone H3K4 methyltransferase activity. The transcript has 49 exons.
UCCAAAGGGCAUGGACGAAGGAGACCUUGGUGAUAGUGAGGCUUUAAAGGAUUUACUUCCUCUACCUCAAGAUAUAGCUCAAGAUGAUGAAUUGAUGAAUAUGUUGAUGAAUGAUGGAGAUGAUCUGGCUAAACAGGAUGAGGCUUUAGAAGCUAUUUCAUCCAUAGAAGAAAGACCACGGUUAAAGCAUGAUACUGAUGCUACUUCUUCAACAAAUAGAGAUGAUCCUCUAGGGUCAAACAUUGACCUAUUAAGUUCACACUUCAAUUUAGAUACUAUGGUUGAAGACACAGGACUUCCUCAUAUGGAUAGUAAAGAUGUUGAAGAUAUCUUUAAGGGAGUUCUUACUCAAGAGCAGCCUGCUGUGCAAAGCUGUGUUGGAGCAAGCUCAGCAUUUGCUGUUGCUACUGCUCCCAUUAGUGUGGCUGUAAGGUCAGGAGCUCCUCAGCUUCAGCCAUCAGCAUCUCAAACUCCUGGCUAUCAAUCUGAACCUCAGCGUCCUGUACCUCAUAUACCUCCAACACACAGGCCAACAACCCCAAGCAGUGGUAUUGGGUUGAAUUCUUCUUUCAGUUUAUCAUCCCAAGCCCAAUUCUCUACUGAAUUUGGAAGCUCUCAGCUGUCUGACCCAUCUAGUCCUUGGCCAGAAGGAGAACAGCUUGAAACUCCUACACCACAAAUUGGUGCUCAUGGGCACAAAAACAUUUUGAAGUGGGAACCUGAUGAAGCCCUGGGUGAAAAAGCCACUAUAUCUCCAGUUCUUUAUGCAAACAUUAAUAUGCCACACUUGAAGAUUGAAUAUCCUAAUUGGCCUGACAGGGCAAAACAGAUUGCUAAAAUUUGGAGGAGUCUUUCAUCGGAAAAACGACAUCCAUUCUUGCAAAAAGCCAAAGAAAACAGAACCGCAAGUAGAAUGCAGAAACAGCAGGCUGAUUCUAAUCGAGGGACUCGUGAACCUAAAGGGCCAAAGGAAACUGAACAAGAGCUACAUUGGAAACAGUUUCAGACAUUACGACAACAGAAGCAACUAGUUCAAGAGCACAAAGUGCAAGCUUAUUUGAAAACUCAUCAAUUGGUAAUGGAGCAUAGCCAGGGAAGCACAGCUGAAGGAACUUCCUCUUCAGCUCCAUCAACACCAACCCCCUCUGUAGGAACUCCAACAGGGGUGACUUCACCUAUAACCCCCACAACACUAUCAUCAGGAUUUACAGAAGCUGGAACUACAUCACAUACACCUACACCUCCUGUUGCAAUUCCUAGUCACCCUGCUUUUAGCCAGUCUACUUCAGGGGGACAGCCAGUGCCAUCUCCUGUUCACAUGACUUCUCAGGUGUCAGCUUGUCAGAGCCCAUUAUCUCCUGCUCAUCCACAAAGAUCUCCAGGGCCAUCUAGAGUAGCAACUUCAAUCAGUCCAUUAAUCCAAGUGUCAAGGGUGAGACCUCCUAUAGACACCAAUCAGUUACCCCCUGGGGAUCCAUACUCACAACCACCUGGCACACCACGACCUGUUUCAGCUCCUGAUCAAUUCCUGGCUCGCCAACGACCCAGUCUCAUCUAUCGAACGCCUCUGACACAGCCAAGGCCUUUAUUCUCACCAAUGUCUCCGGGCAGUCAGCCUCGAACAGAGUCUCAAACAUCAGGUCAAGAUGUUUUUCAAGCCUCACCUGCAACACCAAGUACAGAUCCCUAUAGUCAACCACCACCCACCCCUCGUACUGUUAUGCCUCAAGAUCCAUAUACACAGCAGCCUUCCACACCACACCCUGCUGCCAGCCCAUACUCACCAUCUACUGGAUCUCGUCCUUCAUCAGCAACUCUUACUUCCAUGGACCCUUACUCCCAGGCUCCACCAACACCUCGCCCCCAGCAGUCUGUGCCUGAUCACUUACCUUCACCAAGUGGAACUUCAGCUACAAGAUAUGUUCCAGACUUGACCCGUUCUCAACCUCCAUCACACUCUUCAGCUGAUCCUUACUCUCAGCCUCCAUUAACUCCUCGACCUGUUUCUACACCACAAAUGAUGAAUGACCCUUAUGCCAAGCAGCCAGCAACGCCUCGGCCUACACAUGUUCCAGGUACCACUGCAGUUGUCUCACAUCUGCUAGGAGAACCUGGUGUUUCUCAUCCUGAGCAGACUCUUGCAGUUAGUAUUGCUGCAGGAAUGAAGGCUGAAGCCCCUCAGAUGCCAAGACAGCAGCUUAGGGACUUGCUUCAGAGACAGCAACUAAUUAAAGAGCAGAUGAUGAGAGAACAACAAGGUCAGAUACCUCUUCGACAUUGGCCUCCAGAAGUGGCUACCAGCAGAACAACUCUUGUAAGGAUAGGUACUUCACAGGUUGCAGGUGGACAGGAUAGUGUCAAAUUCCACACACAGCAAGGAAUAAAUACACCCAAAACUGUAAUUGGAGCUCCUAGAGGAAUUGGAAUGGAAGAUAGUUUUAGGCAACCUUUACCACCUGGAAUGAGACCUCGUGUUCCUACUAGUCCUGAUCAGCCAUUUAGUCAUCCAAUUUCAGGAUUAGAACAUAAACUUGGAAGUUUGAGAGGACAAGUAGACCCACGUCUACGAAUGAUUUUUCUGCAGCAACAGCUUCAACUGAGAGGUCAAACAUGGUCUCCAGGACAGAUGAGGAUGGCAGGCCCUAGUCCUCGUAUGUCUACAGGUUUUGGAGGAAAUGUUAAUGAACCCUUUGACUCACAACCUAAACAACAAACUCCACAGCCACGACAACAGAUUUUGGCUGGAGAUAUGCUAGGUAGAUUUGGUCAGCCAGCAGUGUGUACUCCACUAACCGACAUUCAGCAGCAUAGAUCAACAGCAACACUUUCAACAUUGCCUCAGGCUAGAAUAGAAGGUAUCUGUUCUCCUAUUCAACAUCCUUUCCCAGUAGCCUGCUCUGGAUUGACCCAUCCCACUGCUUCAGCUGCUCAGAGUUUGACUCGUCUUGCUGCUUCUUCAAACUGUGCUUUUAGCCAACCAGUGCCCACUGUUGGGGUAAUGUCUCAUGUUUCUCAGCAAGCUUCUUCAUUUACUGGCCAGCCAACCACUGUGCUACAGCAACAGCCAGGAAGUGUCCCAGAACAUCUUGCCAUAAGACACACUGUGACCUCUACCGCUAGCCUAAGCAAGUCUGAUCUUUCUUAUCCAGAACAGGCAUGUGUGUCUGAAACUAAAACUGAAUCUAGUUUAUUGGUAGCUUCUGAUUUAGAAGAAACUCCACGUAGGAGAACCACUGCAGAGGAUCUUGUGAAGGUAGUAGAAGAACAGUCUGUGUCUCAUGAGGCUGAAAGUGAAAUGGGAGAUGAAUUGGAUGAUGAUGAAUUGUUAGGCCUUGGGAAUGAUUUCAAUAUUUUGGAAUAUGCUGAUCCAGAACUUGUUGACAAAGGACUGCUUGGAGAUGGAGGGAAAAAUAAUAUUUUAGAUGAACAUCUUGAUCUGGAUGACAAAGAUGAGGAUCUUGAAGAGGGUAAUUCUGUUGAAAUAAAACCAAAAACUGAGACAGAAGAUAAAGUAUGUAGAAAUGGUAUAAAACAAGAAACUUGUAUUGCACCUACUGUAGGAAAUGAUAAGAAAAUUGAAAAGGAAGAGAAAAACUUUCAAGAUGGAUCAGAAGGUAGACUUGGCCCUGAUGAUUUUCAAGCUAAGUUUUUAGAAUUUAGUCAGCGUAGAGAUUUAGAGAAAGUGAAAGAUAUAAAGGAGGGGGAUUUGCUCGAAGAUGGUCAUGUGGCAUCUUCAAACAUUAAGAAGUCUGAUGAACCAGAUCCUAAAUCAGUAACUCAGGCGCCUAUUGUGUCCCAUGGUAGUCAGGAGUCUGUAACAGACAACCAACAUGUUCGGAGUGUUGUUAGAGUGGCACCAACAGAAUCUGCUGACCCUUUGCUUAUGACAUCAAGUUCAUCUGUACUACAAGCACAUCCAGUAAAUAUUGGAGUAAUACCAGCACCUCAAAGACUUUCAACUAUAAAUCAGUCAACUUCAUCUAUGCAUACUCCAAGUGGUCAAGGACCUGUAGGAAUUCCACAGCUUCCAAAUCAAGUGCGCUUAUCUCACCCUGCACGUUACAUCCCAAACUUGCCUCCUCCACCCCCAUAUCCUGACAAUGCUCACUCUGGUCAACCUCCUCCUGCUUUACCACAGCCUCAACAGAGAAUUGUAAUACAAAGGCCAGGUCACACAGUUACUGUAAUUCGCAGACCCUUGCAGCCACCUGUUCCUGUCUCUGUAACUAAUCAGAGUGACCGGCGUCAAUUGAUGCAGAACCAACCACUACUAUUAGAAGAACUGGUUGAGCAAGAAAAGCAGGAACAACGAAGACAAAGUCAAGAAGGUCUGAUGUCUCCCCCUGCUGAUGCACUUCUCAGUGAUGUUGAUUUUGAACGAUUAAAAGCUGAUGUGCUCUCAUGUCCCCCUGAUGAUACCAUUGGAGGUCCUGGUCCAUUGCUACCUACUCAGGGCUCACCUCAACCAGCAGUUGCUUCUCUGGGUAGCCCUAAACCAUCAGGAACUAUCCCCCCACAGUUUUUCCAUCAGGCAUUACCACGACCCCCAUCUCAACAACCUGUAGGUUGGCAAGGUCAUCGUCAAAUUCUUGUGUCACCUCCAGGAUCCAGACUUCCAGGGUCUCUUCAUCCAGGUCAAGUGCAUCAUUUAGGAAUAUCAAAUGUUCCUGCAGGAAUGACUUUACAGAGAGGGCCCAUGAUUCAUGGAGAACCUCAUGUCAGACAUGUUAUUUCUUCUAGACCAGCUUCACCAGGAAAUGGUGUUACUCCACGACCUCGUUUGCCAUUUGCAAUUACUUCUUUACCAGCCCCACCACUUCCUCCUGCAGAACCUUCAAAUGAACAAGAAAGACAGCAGCAAACAAAGUAUGAACAGUGGUUAUUACGGCAGCAAGAAGCAUUAAACUCUCAUCAAAAAUACUUUGAAACAGAAGUUGGUAAACUCAGGAAAGCAAAAAAGGCACUCAAUGCAAAGCAACGCACAUUACGAAAGAAUGGUCAGGAAUUAGGAGAAAGAGAUGCAGCAGAAUUGGAAAGAAUUAGCCAAGAGCAGGCUGUACUUCAGAAACAGCUGGACCAGGCUAGGAAGCAGUCCCGACAGCAUGGUCUUGUUAUUCAAGAUUACCGAGUAAAACAACAGAAGAAGAAGCAACAGCAACAACAACCCCAGAUGGUAGUGGCAACACAACGACCAGUUCGACCUCCAACUGCAUCUCAAGGUCCUCCCACACCUCAUAUGGCUGGUCCAAGCACACCUCAGUCUCCGAUGAUGUCUCCAUCACCACUAGGUACCUCUCCAUCACCAAGAUUACAGCAUUCUCCAUCACCUUUAAUGCAGCACUCUCCAGCACCAAUGCCUCCAUCCCCAAUGAUGCAACAUUCCCCUCGGAUGGUGACUUCACAGCCUGAAGGUGCUGGAAGGCCUAAUCCUGUACAUGUAACUCAAGAUGACAACAAUCCUUUCAGUGAAAGUUUCCAGCAGAGAGAGUUUCAGUCUCAACAACAACACUUCUCUCCAAGCGGUAUUCAACAGCAACAACAUAUGUCUCCUCAACAACUCCCUUCUCCUGGACCUCAGCCUCUUCCUAGAAGUUCUUUGGGGUCUCAGGUAGUUCCUCAACAACACACUUUCUCUCCUGGUUCUCAGGGUGGCCAACAGCAAUGUUUCUCUCCAGGAACCCCUAAUAUCCAACAACAACGAUUUUCUCCAGGAACUCAGGGAGUUCAGCAGCAUUUCUCCUUAGGUUCUCCAAACUCCCAACAAUCACCAUAUUCUCCAGUGUCACAACCAUUUCAACAGCAACAACAACAAUUUACAAUAGGAGUUCAAGGUAUACAACAGCCACGAUUUUUACCGCCCCAAACAUCAUCUAGCCCAGCUCCUCAACAGAGACAGCAACUUCCAACAAGUGGGGUAUCCCAACCUUCUCAACAGCAAUCACAGUUUAGUGGACCUCGAGAUAUUCCACAACAUCAAAGACCACAGCAGUUUUUUCCCCAGGCCAUGCAACUUCGACAUUUACCACCUCGAAGCCAGGCUCCUCAGCAGUUUAUCAGCCAGGAAGGAUCUCAAGGAGAUGAAGAGAAAAGACAGCAAUUACUUCAACAAGUUAAAAUUUUUAAAGAAAAUGACACUCCAUUCUCCCAGGCUCCUGGCCAAGUGGGUCCACGAUUUGCACUUAGUUCUUCCUCUGGUCAGUCUUUUACACGAUUGGUUGGCCCAUCUGUAAAUCAUAGAAUAAUAAAUAGACCAGGUGUUGCCACAGAUUUGGUUGGACAGCCCUUUCCAGCAUCAUUGCCAACCUCUGCUCAAGGAAUACGUCCUGGUCAAGUCAGUGUGCACUCUGGAAUGCGGCGGCCUCCACCUCCUUAUCCAUCUCAUGUAAAGCUCACUUCUCCAGGUCCUCUUGAUCCUUCAAGAUCUGAUUCAGUAUUAACAACACUUACUUCAUCUCCAGGUGUCUACUCUUGUACUUCUAGUAUUUCUGGAACUACUGUAACAUCAGAAUCAUCAUUAUCGUAUUCAGAAGAGUUCAAAAGAAAGCAACCAACAACCGCAAUUUUGCAUAACACAUCUGGACCAAGUGUUACAGUGUUAAGCAUCCGUAGUUCAGAAACAGAACUAGUUCGUCAUGAUGCUCAAAAGGAAGAAAUUAGUGAUAAUACAGGGUCAUCUCUCUCUUUAAAUAGUCAAACACUUAUACCAAUGGGGCAUAGUGCUGUUCAUCCAAUUCCUGUUUCACAGAAAAAAAAUUCAAGUUUUUCUGAAUCAUUCCAGGUAUCGCAAAAUAGCCAAACUCUGUAUAUGUCUCAAAAUCUUCCAACCAGUCAAAACAGUGCUAAUAAAGAGGAUACUUUACAGUAUCCAACAGAAGGAAAAGAAGAAAAGAAACAUGUCAUCAGCAGUAGUCUGGAAAGUGCAGCUUAUAUUGAGAACUCUUCCCAAGAGGGGUUUGAAACAAACUUUAUUGCCAUGAGAGGAGAUAAUGAAAGUGCUAGAAGAAAACAGGCAUCUGAGCUACUCAAAUCUCAGACUGUUACAAGAACAUUGCAUGGACGUAGCUCUACAGAAAAUAAAACAAGCUCUUUAAAGAUUGAGAAUUGGCCAUCUGUUGUACAGACUAGUGUUUUAAUAUCUAAGUCAAAUCAAGAGGUAUCUGAUGAGAAUUUUCAACCAGGACAACAACAUGGUGAUAGUUUGCAAUCUCAGAAAGAAAGCAAAGACCAACAAGUGGCUUCUAGUAGUGGAACUAAAGCCUCUCAUGUAAGAAAGAUUGUGCAAGGAUCAAGUCAAAUAGACCAAAGAGACAAGUUCUAUCAGCCAAAUGUAACACUGCCUGAAAAUCUCAUUUCAAGUGGGCAAUUCCCAAAAAGUAGCAUUUCUUCCCAGCCACUAAUUCACAAUACUGCAAAAACUUCAGAAAGUUCGCCUAGUACUUGUUCAGACGUGUGUGAUAAUGUAAUGCCCUCUGUCACUGAUUCAGAGAGAUUUGUGUUGCAACAUUCUCAGAUCAGUGGCUCUACCUCAAUAUCAGUUGAAAAUAUAUCGGUUGAUAAAUUGAGUUCUUCGGCUUUUCAGAAAAGCCAAUCAGAAAAAAGAUAUGAUAUUAUUGCAUCACCUUCCAGUGGCCAUAUGUAUGAUCACUUAGCAGAUUCCACACAGAGUAGUUCUUUCAAUUUCAAGCCUGCUGAUAAUGAAGAUAAUCCUCCAGACAAAUGUAGUUUUAACACAGAUAUAUCAAGUGAAGAGGUUUCUACUACAUUGGUACCUAAACAGGAAGAGACUAAAGGUGAUUCAGAAGUUUCCAGUUCUUCUGCCACUGUAAUCCCUACAAGUUCCAGCACAAAGGAGGAGCUAUGUGCUAGUGACAUUAAGGAAGAAACAGUGGAAGACCUAAGUGAGGGCACAUUUGAACUUCAUGUGGUAGGAUCACCAGAGGGUCGAGCUAAUGAUUCUCCAGCACCAAUGUUCCCAGCAAAGCAAGAAGGGAAGAACCAAGAGGAUGCUGAAUUGAGUUGCUGUUCUGAUUCUCAGACAGAAGGAACAGAUUUAUCAGGCUAUGCUGAUAAAAACGUAUCACAGUUAACAACAGCGUCAACAUCUGAUUUUUCUACAAGUAUGAGUUCCAUAAAAGAAACAACUGAAGCAUUUUCAGAUAAAGAAUUUGAACCACAAAAACCAUUACCACCACCUUCUACAACUGCUAAACCAGAGAUACCCUGUGCGAGUUGCAGCAUUCCCCCAUCUCUGGUCCAAUCACUCCCCACCUCUGUUACAAACACCCUUAAUUUCACCUUACGUCAAACAGGAAUGCCAAAUGUUAGUCUUCCUCAAGAAGAUGGCAGUCUCACUAGCUUUCCAAGGACUAACACGCAGGGAAGUUUCACUGCUUCACAAGCUUUGAGUGGAAGACCUAUUACCACUGUUCUUAGAUCUCCACAGUCAUCUGUACCUACAGCACCACAACCCAACAUGGAAGUAUCUCUGUCCUCUGUCAUACAAUCUCGUUAUCCCUUAACACAACAAGGAAAAGUUAUGAGUGGAUCCCCUUCAUUUAGAAAAGUGGAGAUGUCAUUACCAACUGAGCAGUUCCACUCUUACCCUUCUACAUCUAUAUCUGUAGUAACUGUAACACCCUGCAGACCUAAAUUGGAAACACAAACAGCUGAUGAAUUAGUAAAAACUAGUGGAGGAAGUUGGAAGGACUAUCCAUACCAAACUGAUCCAUCACCUCGCAUGAUUACUCCUAAUGUAAGCUUUUCACCAUGUGGAACUAUAAGCGUUCCCAAUAUCAAGUUAGAGCCACAAGAUCCAGCAGCUGAAGUUGAAGUUAAACAGGAGCAGCAGGAAAUGAUUAGUAGUGUGGAGGCAAGAGAGUCAAUGGUAGCCCCAGAGAAACCUUUAGGUGAAGUGAAAACCAGUGUUAGUGUUUCACAAACUAUUGCUGAUCAAGGAGCGUAUCAAGAACAAGGCAGUAGCAGUAACUUACCCUCUUGUAAGAGUGAAACCCAGAAGGAAACAUUGAGUAGAUCUUUUCAAGACAGCUUUAUUGGUGUACCCCAUGACAAGAAUGAAUUAAAAAAUGAAUUAUCAAACCAGAAAGAACCAAAAAUGCAAACUGAAAUGACAUAUAUUGAUGAAACAAAAAGUUGUUGUGCUGAAACAGCCGAAAAUUUUGAAACUAAGAAGUGUAUAAAAAAUGAGACUGAAGUGAGAAAGCAGACAUCAGAUUCAGAAGUUUAUAAUAAUGUUCAACCCCAACAGCAGCAAGAUAGGAAAGUAAUAGUUGAAACAUCUGUUGUGAAUGAAGAAGAAAACAGUCAAGAAAAGUCUCAUUGUGCUAGUGAAUCACAGGAUGACAGCUCACGUGAACAGUCCAUGAGUUUGGAAGAGGGAGGAAAUCAAAAUGUUUUGUUGAAGCAAUUACUCAGAAAUUUUCCAUCAGCAGAGACAAGGAGAGAAAGUGAGGAAUUUGAGGAUCUAGUAAACAAAGAAGAAGCUAAAUCUGCUACAGAGGGAAAAGUGGAGCCCUCGAGUGAAGACAAGGACAAAGAACAUCCUGAGGAACCUAAAGGAAAGAAGCCAUCAUACCUUGAUAUACGAAGAGCUCAACUGGAGAAGGAUCCUACACCACCACCUGAAGAUCUUAAGCCAAAGAGAAAAAGACCAAAGAAAAAGAAAGAAAACAAAGAUGGGACAUCUGGAAAAAAACGACAGCGGAAAGGAUCUAAAGCAGAAGAGGAUUAUGAUGUGUUUAUGGCUGCUUUGAUGAAGCAGUUGAGAGCUAUGCCUCCUAUUAGAAUCUUGGAACCUUACAUUAAACCAAACUUUAAUCUUUGCCCUGUGUUUGGAAGUAGAGAUUGUAAUAAUAAAGAUUGCCAGUUAAGAGGUAGUUAUGGGAAUGCUACCCUGUCUAAUCAGCCUGAUUACUAUUCUACCCAACCUUUCGGUAGUAACCCCCCAACACCACCAGCGUCUCUUCCUCCUACUCCUCCACCUGUAAGGGGUUAUUAUUAUCAAGAAUUUAACAGACCAAGAGAUCAACCUUGUGUGGACAUUCCGGCAUCUUUACCAACACCACCAUUGUAUCUCGAUCCCCAGAGAAAUGUCAGGGAUGCUGAGUCUCCAGACACCAUUAUUUCUUCUUCUUCACCUGAAUGUGGUUUCAUUGAACCUCCAACCAAAUUCCCAGGGCUGAGACUGAUAGAUAGUGAUGAGAGCUCCAAUGGCGAGAGAGUUAUUUAUUCCCCUACUGUCCCUAUUGUAGCUCCUAUUCCAAUAAGAGCUGUGUCUAGUAUUCAUGAUGGACCACCAACCCCAACAUCAGAAAAUGAAGAAGAAAAGGAUAAAGAGAAUGUAAUAAAGGCAGAACAUCGGUCUGAGAUGUUUGCCACCAAAACAAAAAUGUUAGGGUUAGGUGGACAUCCUGCUCCACUUAAAGAUUCUGGUAAUGUGGCAGUUACUUUGACUCUGUCAUCAUCUGCAUCAGAUGAUAUUCGUGGAGUUCUUAAUGCAUUAGCAGACUUAUUAAAGAUACCUCCUCCAGCCACUUAUGAUAUUGUUGAGCGAACUGCCACACCUCCUAGUCAGAAACUUGGACUGUAUAAAAAAGCCAAAGAACCAGCUGCUAACAUUCAUUCACUGCUGAAUGGCAAACCAAGAUUUUGUAAACACUGUGACAUUGUUGUGCUCAGUGCUGGCAUCCAAAAGAAGGCUUCUGAACUUCCCUAUAUUUCAAAAGAUGAAUUGGAAGAAGAUGAAGUUAUUUUCUGUAGCACCAACUGUUACAUGCAGUUUGCUUUAAUGCACCGAUCACCAUCGUCUUCAGAACAAAAGGAGGCAGCUGCUGUGGUUAGUCAUCUUAGUAAUACUACCUUAACAGAAAGACAUGCUAGUGCUGGGGAGAAUAAAGGGGUCACCCUCUCAUCAGAGAGCUGUUCUACACCUUUGACACCUACUGCUGUUGAAGGUGAAGCUGAAGCUCAGGCUAAGUUAACUUGUAAGAAUAUUCUCCAAGAAUCAGAUCUUCAUCCAGAUGAUAGUGGACUAGACUUGUAUGGGGCUGAGGAAUCAGCCCCAUCUGCUACUUCCCCCUUACCUGAAACAGAAAGAACAGAAGAAAUGGAAGUUAGUCAGGACAGUGAGCACAUUGAUGGAAUAACUGAGCAGGAGGGAGUGGCACAUGAACAGGUGGGCUGUUUAGAUGAAGAAACUACAAGUAGCUUCAGUUCUGAAAUUUCAAGAGCUAGAAAACAUCUUAGUAUAGAUCAACAACAGGAUUCUGAACCUCUUCCGAAAAAAUGGCAUGGCUUGCGAUGGAAAUUGUGGAAUGAAAGUUAUGCUUCUUCUCCAAAGUACAAAAGUCCAUCCGAAGAAGAAGUUGGACAGGCUUUGGAUAGUAUAUCAAUAUGUGUUAAGCCAGACAAGUUACCAAGAGAUGAAAGAAAAUGUGUUUUGUGUCAUGAGGUUGGUGAUGGAGAUACAGAAGGCCCAGCUAGAUUAUUGAAUGCAGAUGUCAAUAAGUGGGUCCAUUUGAACUGUGCUCUUUGGUCAGCAGAGGUUUAUGAAACAGUGAAUGGAGCUUUGAUCAACGUGGACACAGCCUUCAAAAGAGCCUUGGUCUCAGCUUGUGUACGAUGCCAGAAAGUUGGUGCUUCUUUACGCUGCUUCAGACCUAGAUGCACCAAUGUUUACCACUUCCCAUGUGCAGUGGAAGAAAAAUGCAUUUUUUAUAAGGAUAAGACCAUGCUUUGUCCGCAACAUGUUCCUAAGGUUCCUACACUAGACAGUGAAUUGGAAUCAGUGGCUGUCUUUAGGAGGGUUUACAUUAAUAGAGAAGAACAUAAACAAAUUGCAAGCAUGAUUCACCAAGGCGACAAACACCUCAUUCGUAUUGGCAGUCUCAUUUUCUUGAACAUUGGUCAGCUUUUGCCUCACCAGCUUCAAGCUUUCCACAGCCCAACUUCUAUUUAUCCUGUGGGAUACAAGAUUGUGAGGAUGUACUGGAGUAUUCGAAGACUUGGAAAGCGCUGUCGCUAUGUGUGCAGCAUCCUUGACUUUAAUGGAAAACCAGAUUUUCAAAUACAAGUGCAAGAACCAGGCCAUGAUGAGCUUACUUUAAAAGAUUCUUCUCCUAAAGGUGUGUGGCAGCAAGUUUUAGGGCCCAUUCAAGAGAUGCGUCGACAAGCCAAAACCAUCAAUGUCUUUCCAAAUUUCAUCACAGGAGAAGAUCUUUUUGGCUUAACAGAACCUGCUAUUGUUCAUAUUUUAGAAUCUCUUCCUGGGGUAGACACCCUCACCGACUACAAUUUUCGUUAUGGUCGUUCACCACUCUUGGAACUUCCACUGGCUAUCAAUCCAACUGGUUGCGCCCGAACAGAACCCAAACUUAGAACUCACUUUAAGAGACCACAUACCUUACAUACAAGCAAUACAUCUAGAUCCAGUUUACAGUCUUCUCUUGGAGGAGUAGAGAUUAGUUCACCCUACAUCAAACAGUUUGUUCACUCCAAGUCUUCUCAGUACCGAAAAAUGAAAACUGAUUGGCGAAACAAUGUAUACUUAGCCCGUUCUCAAAUACAGGGUCUGGGAUUGUAUGCUGCCAGGGAUAUAGAAAAACAUACAAUGGUCAUAGAAUAUAUAGGCAUGCUUAUCAGAAAUGAAAUAGCUGAAAGAAAUGAGAGAGAGUACACAAAACAAAAUCGAGGAGUGUACAUGUUUCGUUUAGAAGAGAACAAAGUAAUUGAUGCUACCUUAUGUGGAGGAUUAGCUAGGUAUAUCAAUCACUCGUGUUAUCCAAACUGUGUAGCAGAGGAGGUGCAGAUUGAUAGAGAAAAGAAAAUUAUGAUUAUAGCCAAUCGUAGAAUCAAUCGUGGAGAGGAGCUAACCUACGACUAUAGGUUUGAAGUAGAAGAUGAUCAACACAAAAUUCCAUGCCUCUGUGGGGCUCCUAACUGUCGUAAAUGGAUGAAUUAAGUCAGUUGUGUUAACUUGCCACUGUGAAGUGUGUUAAAAUAAGUGCAUAAGAAGAAGUAGAAUACUCUUCAGAAACAGUGUGUUUUCUCCUAAUGACACAAGAUACUAUAGGAAAAGUUUGAAAUCAUGUGAAGGUCUACUAAGAUUGUAACAAUUUGUAUGUUGACCUUAAAAAUGUAUGAUCUUUUUUAAAGCAUUAUUUUGAUCACUGGUGAUUCAGAUUUAUCAUUUUUAUGGUAACAUUUGAGAACUUUUUUUCUUUUACAUUCAGUAGUUAAAACAAUCAAAUGUUGCUUGAAAAAAACUGUAGGUAUAGAACUAGUGUACUUUGUUUUUAAUGUGAAUUUAAGUUCUCUAGGUGACAAAAUUACUUUGUAAUUUCUAAUAGCUAAUUUAUGUCAAUAGACAAAGUCUUAGAAAUGAAACCAGUUGAACAGGUUUUUAUAAGACAAUGUUUAAACUACUGAUCAACCAACCAGUUGACUGGAAAGAGUUAAUUGUACAGCCUUGAACAUUUCUAAGAAAAUAUAUUCUGUACUAUGUUUUAUAGAGAAUGGUAUUUACUGUAUUGAUGUUGUUUUUCCUUACUGUCAAUCAUGGCACAAGAACAUCAUUAUGAUUUAAGUCCAUGUUAUGACUCAGUCACCAGCAAAGGCAUUUGAUUUUGUAAAUUUGUUGUAUAUUUCUCAUGAAUCAGCACCUCGUACAUUUCUUUUCUCUUGUCUUUUCCUUAUCAAAUUCCUUCAAACAUUUUGUGAAUAAUUUAGAUUUUAAGGAGAAUGAAGAUUCAGUGACCAAUUGCAUUGUUUUGUGUUAUAAUAUCCCACCUGUUAAACUAGUAAAGUUUUCAGUCAGCAUUAAUCAUGCAACUUCAAAUGUACAAGUUCAUUCAUUUCUUUAUAAGGAUUUUUGUUCACAACAGUUUGAUAGUGCAAUAAAAGACUUCGCAUAGUUCUA